Rana temporaria (common frog) is the source of this 3271-nucleotide messenger RNA. RefSeq names its product solute carrier family 1 member 1 (gene SLC1A1). The record is from RefSeq and is a predicted model, not a curated record. NCBI's taxonomy places the organism in Eukaryota, Metazoa, Chordata, Amphibia, Anura, Ranidae. Gene Ontology annotation, cellular component: plasma membrane. Gene Ontology annotation, molecular function: L-cysteine transmembrane transporter activity; glutamate:sodium symporter activity; L-glutamate transmembrane transporter activity. The transcript is spliced from 13 exons. Bases 154 to 1737 code for a protein of 527 amino acids. Gene Ontology annotation, biological process: L-glutamate transmembrane transport.
GGGAGGAGUGGGAGGAGGGAGGCAGGGACAGUCUAGCAGGUUCAUGUGCCUUUUAGCCCGUCAGCCAGCAGCAGAUCUGAACCAGUGCAUGCAGAUAGAUCUCUUCUGUCUAUCCUUCCUACACACAUUUCCCAUAAGACGGAGUACUGCAAGAUGGGGAAGAAGAUGAAGAAAGGCUGUGACUGCAAGAGGAUCCUGAAGAACAACUGGCUGCUCAUCGUCACCGUAGUGGCAGUGGUUUUAGGUAUCGGUCUUGGUGUUCUGGUACGGGAAUAUGGAAAUCUUUCAAACUUGGACAAAGUUUAUUUUGCUUUUCCCGGAGAGAUUCUGAUGCGGAUGUUAAAACUCAUCAUUUUACCAUUGAUAGUAUCCAGCAUGAUCACAGGCAUUGCCGCUCUGGACUCAAGCGUAUCUGGAAAAAUCGGUCUUCGAGCUAUUGUGUAUUACUUUUGCACCACAGUCAUAGCAGUUGUUUUAGGAAUUGUACUGGUGGUGAGCAUCAAGCCAGGGGUGUCUCAAAAUGCGGAUGAUAUUGACAGAACAGGAAGUACUCCAGAAGUAACUACAGUUGAUGCCCUACUUGAUCUGAUUAAGAACAUGUUUCCCGAAAACCUGGUCCAGGCAUGCUUCCAGCAGUACAAGACCAAGAGAGAAGAGGUGAUACCAACCAAAGAUCCUGACAAGAACAGUACAAUUGAGAAGAACAGCACUCUAGAUCUAUUUGCGACAGAACAACAGAACCAAACAAAGGAAUUCAAGCUUGUUGGCGUCUACACCGAUGGAGUGAAUGUCUUGGGUCUUAUUGUCUUCUGCAUUGUAUUUGGAAUUGUCAUUGGGAAAAUGGGAGAAAAAGGGCAAGUUUUGGUGGACUUUUUCAAUGCAUUGAAUGAAGCGACAAUGCAAAUAGUUCAGAUUAUCAUGUGGUACAUGCCCCUUGGUAUCUUGUUUUUAAUUGCGGGGAAGAUCAUUGAAGUUAACGACUGGGAAAUAUUCCGCAAGCUAGGACUUUACAUGGCAACCGUAUUAAGUGGACUUGCCAUCCAUUCUAUUGUUAUUUUGCCAUUAAUAUAUCUUGUGAUAGUCCGAAGGAAUCCUUUCAAAUUUGCAAUGGGCAUGGCUCAGGCUCUACUGACAGCACUCAUGAUAUCAUCUAGCUCAGCAACGUUACCUGUAACUUUCCGAUGCGCUGAAGAAAAUAAUAGGGUGGACAAGAGGAUCACAAGAUUUGUUUUACCAGUAGGAGCCACAAUCAACAUGGAUGGCACAGCUCUGUAUGAGGCAGUAGCUGCAGUUUUUAUCGCACAGUUAAAUGAUAUGAAUUUAGAUGUUGGCCAGAUUGUCACAAUAAGUGUAACGGCAACAGCAGCCAGCGUGGGAGCUGCAGGAGUACCUCAGGCUGGCCUGGUUACCAUGGUGAUUGUUCUGAGCGCUGUGGGUCUUCCAGCUGAUGAUGUCACUCUUAUAAUUGCUGUUGACUGGCUUUUGGAUCGAUUUAGAACCAUGGUAAAUGUUCUUGGUGAUGCUUAUGGAACUGGAAUAGUAGAGAAGCUCUCAAAGAAAGAAUUGGAACAAAUGGACGUCUCAUCACAAGUGAACAUAGCCAAUCCCUUUGCCAUUGAUCAAGGUAUACUUUCAAAUGAAGACGAAGACGAUGAAGGGAAGAAGUCCUAUGUGAAUGGAGGAUUUGCUGUUGAUAAGUCAGAUGCCAUAUCUUUCACCCAGACAUCACAGUUCUAAAAACAUUGGGAAUGCCAACUGUUGUGGGACUUCAAGGAACAUUGAAUUGAUUGACAUAUAAAGUAAAGACAGCAAGAUGAGUUGUUUUUUUACAUUUGGACAGAGGAGCUUAUUUUUCUUUCUUUUAUUUGGGGGGGGGGGGGGGGGUGCUCACUGUGAGCAAGUAUGCAUAAAGAAGAGUUGAAAAUACUUCACUUUUAUAAUACUGUCUUAUGGUAUCUAAAUACCAAUAUUUGGAAUGUAUUAUCAGACUUAGCAUGUUCAUUGCCUGGGGUUUUUCUUAUCCUGGCCAAUAAUGUGAAUCUUGGAUAAGCUCUUCUGAAGCACAGCAGCACAUUACUAGGCUUAUUCAAUAAUGCAAAGAGCAGAGUGAAAUGUGCAGUCACCCAUUGCAAGCAGUCAAUGUCUUUCUUUUAUUGGCUUGACUAAAAUAGCUGAAAUCUGAUUGGAUCCUAGGGAUUAAUGCUAUUUCCACAUUGUCACAGCUCUGUCUUGUUUAACUGAAAAAGCUUGCACGUUCUCUCUCUUUGGUUAAAGGACCAUUUAAUCUUGAAAUGGAAGUUGCCUUAUAUAAAAGGAUCUGGUGUCAGUACUCACAUUGGGAAUGUAAGCUUUGCAGGAGUCAGUUAACACAGUUGAUACAUUUUCAUAGGUGAAGCAUUAAUAGCGUAUAUGUUGACAAAUUUGGGACUUGCAUCGAUGGGAACAUGUAAUGUGCUCAAACAUCAGAUUGAGUAGCUUCUGAGAUCAUUGAAAGGUACACUUGGUCUCCUUCCAAGCUGAAUUUGACCACUGUCAGUCUGCUUUUGCAUUUCCAUAGACUUGUAUGGAGAGAAGCAGUUCUGACACAAACAAACGCUGAAGGCCCUUACCAAUGACAGGACUUACUACCACAACAUAGGUUCACUUUAAAGCCUACAUAUAACAAAGAGCAGUGAUUUGUAAUAAUCAGUAUAAGAGUUUUUGUUCAGUGUUACUUAUACAGUAUAACAUUUGUAUUGGAUCAUAUUUCAUGGCUUAGUGAUCCUUUUUACAGUAUAACAUUUGUAUUGGAGAAUUUUUCAUGGCUUGGUGGUCCUUUUUACAGUAUACCAUUUGUUAUUGGAUCAUUUUUCAUGGCUUAGUGGUCCUUUAAACAAAUCAUACAUUGUAAAUGACUGUGUACAGCAGUAUUUAUCUGUAUAUUGUGCCAAAUCUAUUUUCAAAAAAACUUACCAUUUUCCAUGUUAUUGUCAAAAUCAAAGAACAUUACUUUUUCAAGUCUUCCAGGGGACUUCUGCAUAGUAAGAUUCAGUUUGCCUUAGUUCUGGACUCAUGCAAUAAAGGAUAUGUAUAAUGCAGCUCUAUUUAUGAAGCAUGUAAGCAUUGUUACCAUUGCAGAGCAUACCAUUUUGCUAGCCAAAAGGUUAGGAGGUAUUCCUAUUCUUCGAGGAGCAGUGUUCUCUUGAUAUAUCAGUGUGCCAUUCUUUGUUAUAAGCAAGAGGUUCAAUAGACAUCAUUUUCCAAAUAAAAUCUAAUUGAUGCUGAGAAUUAA